Messenger RNA from Thalassophryne amazonica, 413 nucleotides. RefSeq names its product dickkopf-related protein 3-like. The coding region runs from base 84 to 413 and encodes 109 amino acids. The record is from RefSeq and is a predicted model, not a curated record. NCBI's taxonomy places the organism in Eukaryota, Metazoa, Chordata, Actinopteri, Batrachoidiformes, Batrachoididae. The transcript has 2 exons.
AAACCCGGAUCCCGCUCCAGCUGCGCGCUGUGCCUGUGCGCCCUCCGUGCGUCACAGCGCCGAGACUCCGUACAGACGAGAAGAUGUCCGGCACCAGGCAGCUGUCGGUGGCGUCGGUCCUGUGUCUGAGUGUCAGCUGGCUGUGGGCGGCCGGUGCCACGGCAGGAACCAGAUCGGUGAUCCUCCACAGCGCCCUGGAACGGGUCCCGGUCACGCUGAACGACAUGCUGCGGGAGGUGGAGGAGCUGAUGGAGGACACGCAACACAUCCUGGAGGAGGCGGUGGACCAGAUAUCUACAGAGAGUGCCAAAUCUUCUUUAACCUCACUGGAUCUGAACUACCACAACAAAACUGGAAAGGAUGGACGAAGUCUUCAGGUCUUCGACAAAACGACAAGGUACAAGCUCAGUUAG